This is a messenger RNA of Anopheles cruzii, 1827 nucleotides long. RefSeq names its product insulin-like growth factor-binding protein complex acid labile subunit. Bases 1 to 1758 code for a protein of 585 amino acids. The transcript has a single exon. Lineage: Eukaryota; Metazoa; Arthropoda; Insecta; Diptera; Culicidae. The record is from RefSeq and is a predicted model, not a curated record. Gene Ontology annotation, molecular function: protein binding.
AUGCAGUUGCUCAGGUUCUUUUGCAGCCCUCUGGUGCUACUGGUGCUCGCCCUGAUCGCGAGGACAGCCAACGGGAUCAUCUAUCAGUGCGAUCACUACGAGAGCGAGAAGUAUGAAGUGCGGUACUGUGCCCUGUUUAACGUGACGAUCGUACACUUCGCCGAGGACGUAGACUUCGUUUCGGACUAUCCGCGCCCGUACCGCUUCGAGUUUUUCCAGUCGAACCUGACGGAAGUGCCACGGGCCCUGUUCGGGGCGUUUCCCGAGAUGCAGGAGAUUAGCUUCGAGGCCACCGGGCUGGAGAACAUCAACCGGUACACGUUCGAGCACGCGAAGCAACUGCAGCGCCUCUCGGUCAGCGGCAACGGGCUGACGAGCCUUGGCAAUCUGGUGUUUAUGGGUGCGGAGCGGUUACUCUCGCUAAACGCAUCCCACAACCGGCUGAAGGAGGUAAAGGAGCAGGCGUUCGGUGGGCUCCCCGGUGUCACCGAGCUGGACCUAAGCCACAACCUGCUGGAGUCGUUGGCCGACGAUCUGUUCGCCUCGCUGAAAGCCCUAGCGGUGCUACUCUUACACCACAACCGACUGACGGUCCUUGGGCGUGGAGUGUUGCGCGAGAACUACCUGACCUCGCUCGAUCUCAGCCACAACCGGCUGACGGGUUUGGACCCGGCCGCCCUAGGUCUGGGCGUGAUCGGGACGCUGAGCGUGCGCGGCAAUCAACUGCGCAGCUUCACGCUUCCGGCCGAAACGAUGGUCGUGGACGCGUCGGACAAUAACCUGACCACGAUCGGACAUCCGGCGGGUCAUGCGUAUACCGUGCGGCACCUAAACAUCUCCCACAAUCGGCUGGCCAGCAUCGUGAACGUGACCGACCUGACGCAGCUGGUGUCACUCGAUGCGUCCUUCAACGAGCUCGGCGCACUGCCACUGACCACGUUCCUAUCCCUUCGGAGCCUCGUGGUGCUCAACCUGGAAGCGACCAACCUGACGCACCUCGAGUACGGGCUGUUCUCGCAGCAGACGUCCCUCAACUGGCUCGACGUGUCGUUCAAUCGGCUGCGCACGUUCGACGUCAGCGUGCUGACGGCCGCCCCGGAUCUGCAGCAGCUGUUCCUGGACGGAAACCGCCUAACGGACCUCGAUUACGCCCAGCUCGGCGAUCUGUUUCCGGUGCUCCAGCACCUGGGCCUGUUCGCCAACCACUGGAACUGCUCGUAUCUGAUCGAGCUGAUGCGCUACUGCAAGCGGCGCGGUAUUAGCAUCGAACCAUCGAAGGCGUACGGUACCGUGCUGCAUCUCCCGAACGUGCGGGGCAUCUACUGUCAAAGUUCGGCCGCCACCCGGUUGCCCCUCUUCCGGCCGGUGCUUCAUUCUGUCAACGAAACCGACGAUCGUUUGCAGGAACCACCGGAGGCACCGACGACGGUAACGGCGAGUGUUGAUGGUGUCGCCAGCAACGGUCAGCAGUUACUGGAGAUGAUCCUCCAGCUAAACCGCACGUCCUGGGAGCGCAUGGACCGGUUGGCGGCGGCAGCGGCGCCUGCAAACGGCCGAGACUCGGGGUCGGAAGCGUUGCACGCGUACAGCUUCCAGGUCUUCAUCCUGCUCAUCCUCUCCGUCAUCCUGAUCAUCAACGUGGGCUUCCUGCUCUGGGUGCAGCACAACGCGAACGUGCGCCGGGCGGUCGAUCGUAUGAUCAUCUUCCGCCGCGAGCAGGGCGCCUCGAUCCAAACCGAACUCCACGGAGAGUUCUGAGGAAGCUAAGGUGAGGAUAGAUUGCUCGCCGACGGGCCUCUAAGGGAUAAGUGCCAAGUGCUUUUUCGG